AGCACUUGAAAUAUGUGUAAACUUAUUACAAUGGGACGUCCGAACUCAGCCAAAAGGCGAUUUAAGUCUUUAGCUAUUUUACCGAUUCAGGUGAUUGCGAGUGCAUGUUACUAUCAACACUCGUACAGUAUUGGUUGUCGCUAGUUUACAUUUUACAAAACAGGCCACAUGUAAGCGGGGUUAAGUUAUAAACAUGUAAACAGGCGCUGAAGAAGUGAGGGCGAACUGCCUUGCCUGGAUCGUUGUCUGCCAAGUUGUUCAGCUCGUGGCCAGGUCAGGUCAGCUAAAAUCAAAUGAUUGACACAAUAGGAACUUGUUGAUGAAAUAAGAAUUUAACAGAGCGACGAAUCAAUCAUUGGAAACACAUUUGCAGAUGUAAAUCCGUAAUAAUAACGGUCAACAUUGUAACUUUAAGAGCCACGUGAUCAAUACAAAUGACAGGUGUAGGCAACUGUCCUGGUGAAAUCUGAGAAUUUAGCUGGUUAGUUAGCCAGGUCAAGAUUGUGUAUAUUUUUCCUGUAUGAAUUUCUAAUAUUUAAUGUACUUUUACCACAAAUGUAUUCACCACAAAUGUAUGUACAUAUGUGUUUAAUUCCAGUUGGGGCAAAAGAAACUGACAUACAAAGAUUUAAGCAAUUCAUCAAAGCCGCUGGCCUGCGCUUUCAAAGCACGAUUAGAAAUACUGUGGCCAUCAAGAUGAGCUGAAUUAUUGAAGUCCAAUGGUGAAUUCUCUCGCCAACAUGCCAUGUAUAAACCAUGCAACGCAAAGAAAUAUACAAGAGUAGUCCAUAGUGAUUGAAGAGCCCUUCAGGAGUUGUGCUACAGCAAGAAGAUGAACUACAAAGAUACCGUUCUGGGGGAGGAUGACUUCAGUGAGCUGAACUUCCUUACUGAAACCAAGGUGUGCGAGAUCCUGGCAGUCUGCGAAGAGAAUAAAGACUACACCCCUUUGAUUCGGGCCAUAGGCAGAGUGUUUUCUAACUCAGAGUUCCUCAUGCGAAGUUUCCGCAAGACCAAAGAACAGAGCCCAGACAAGCUAAAGUCACGGCAGGCCGAGAACAAGACAGAGGCCGAGCAAGGGGCGUCAUCCAGCUCAACAGCUACCUCUAAGCCCUCUACUAGCAAGAAAGCAGAGAAGAAGGAUGACAAAAGUGGUGAUGAUGAUAGUGAUGAUAGUGAUGAUGAUGAUGAUGAUGAUGAUGAUGAUGAUGAUGAGGUGACAGUGGACAUUGAUAGUUUGAGAAGAGUGUAUGACAAAAUAUUGCCCCAUGAGCAAAUCGAAGCCGCCAUCGUCAAUGCCUUGGUGUAUAUGAUGCCAAGCGUGGAGAGUGAGCUGACCUACCACGACGCGUAUUCCUUCGACCACAAUUACCUCAACUUGUUUGUAAUAAUAAUGGAGAAUACCAACCUUCACAGCCCGGAGUACCUCGAGUCAGCAUUUCCUCUUUUCUGCAAGGCCAUGAGCGCGCUUUCCCUCCCUGGGCAAGCACGCCUGGCGCGCCUGUGGUCAGAGUUUGCCACCGAGCACAUCCUCCGACUGAUGGAGACUUUCCAGCAGCUCAUCACUUACACGGUUGUCUGUAAUGACUUUGACAACGAAAACUUAGUCAACGAAGAUGAAACGGUGGUGGCCGCAGUCAAGUGUUUAAAGGUUGUCUACUUCGCUAAUAUUCUGGCCGGGAGGCUGGACUUGGAUCAGAACGAGGAAGAUGAUGACAUGCUGAUAGAGUCCAAUGACCUGACGUUGCAAGAACUGCUGGGGGAGGAAGAACGAAGCCCUAGGGGCCCCAGGGUGGACCCUCUGGAGGUAGAACUUGGUGUCCGAGCGUCUGACUGCCGAUGUCCGCUCAUAUCCUUUGAGGAGUUCAUUAACGAACCGCUGAAUGAGGUGCUCGAAAUGGACAAGGACUAUGUCCUUUUUAAAGUGAACACGGAGGGCAAGUUUGCCUUCAUGAACUGCCCUUUCAUCCUUAAUCCUGUGACUAAGAAUCAGGGACUGUACUACGACAACAGAAUUCGAAUGUACAGUGAACGCCGGAUCACUGCGCUGUACAGUAUGGUCGAUGGACAACAAGCUAACCCUUAUUUACGACUCAAAGUCCGAAGAGACCAUCUCAUUGAUGAUGCAUUGAUCAGGCUGGAGAUGAUUGCGAUGGAGAACCCCUCAGACCUGAAGAAGCAGCUCUACGUGGAGUUUGAAGGAGAACAAGGGCUGGAUGAAGGAGGAGUUUCCAAAGAGUUUUUUCAGAUGGUUGUUGAAGAGCUCUUCAACCUAGAUAUUGGCAUGUUCACCUAUGACGAGACAACCAAGGUGUUUUGGUUCAACUCAUCUUCACUGGAAAAUGAGGGCCAGUACACACUCAUAGGAAUUGUCUUAGGCCUGGCCAUAUACAACAACUGCAUCUUGGAUGUGCACUUUCCCAUGGUGGUUUACAGAAAGCUGAUGGGCAAGAAAGGAACCCUUCUGGACUUAGCGGAUUCUCACCCGCCUCUCUAUCGGAGUCUCAAAGAGAUACUGGAUUACGAAGGCAACGUAGAGGCCGACAUGAUGCUCACCUUCCAAAUCUCACAAACUGACCUAUAUGGAAAUCCUGUCACGCAUGACCUGAGAGAAUUUGGAGACGACAUCCCUGUAACCAACGACAACAGAAAGGAGUUUGUGUCUCAGUAUGCUGAUUAUGUGCUAAAUCAAAGCGUGGAGGUGCAGUUCAAGGCUUUCAGACAAGGCUUUCACCAGGUGACUAACGAGUCCCCGCUGAAGUACCUGUUCCGGCCCGAUGAAAUAGAGCUGCUGAUUUGCGGAAGCAGGAACCUGGACUUCCGUGCCCUUGAAGAGAGCACAGACUAUGACGGGGGCUACAACAAAGAGAGUCGUGUCAUUAAAGAUUUCUGGGAAAUUGUGCACUCUUUCGGAGACGAGCAGAAGAAGCUUUUUCUCCAGUUCACUACUGGCACUGACAGAGCACCUGUGGGAGGCCUUGGGAAACUGAAGAUGAUCAUAGCCAAAAAUGGCGAGGAUUCAGACAGGUUACCUACAUCCCACACUUGCUUUAAUGCCCUGUUGCUUCCUGAAUAUUCUACCAAAGAGGCGCUAAGAGAGAGACUCCUAAAAGCCAUCACUUACGCCAAAGGAUUUGGCAUGCUGUGAGGUCUACCCACACGCCCAAUGGUUAAUUUGCUUUCAUUAAAACAAACUGAGAAAAGAUUAGCCAAAAGAGGUUGUGAGAUGGCCAUAAUAUGUACUGGUUCCCCUCCCCUAAUUUAAUUUAGGAUUUAUAGUGUUAUCGGCAUAUGUGAUGUAUUUUGUGAAAGUGGAAUGGAUUCUUAAAACUACCUUGAAUCCAGUUUGCUUUUCUUGAAUUCUAUUGUGUCUGAGGAUAAAAGAAUGGACGUUAAUUGCUAAUUUUUAAAAUAUGAAUUUGUGCAUUCAAUGCUGGCAUGAAGUGUUUUUUUUAUGGCAAAUACUGUGAAUUUUAUGACAGAAUAUAUUAGUUUGAAAAGCAUAUAUACUAUGUUUCUAUAUAGCAUUUUUGAGGGACUGAGUUGUUUCAAAAAUGUUUCCUGUGGUGGGUAAUGUUUCGAAAUUUGAACUAUGUACGCGAGCCAGCGAUUUGUUGUUUUAAAUGCUGACGUGUUAUUGCAAUUUACUCAGGAUAUAUCACAUUUUAAUAUUUUAGUAUCUCUAGUGUUCAUAUACGGUAGAACCUACUGCACUGCAGUCAGUGGUGCUUGUUUUGGAGUGGUGCAUUUCAGUCUGAUCUUGUCAUCUAAUUCCUCAUUUAUUUGGUUUGUAUGUCUGUCUAAAUGUGUCAAUUCUAGGUGAUAAUGAUCACACAUACACACACACACACACACACACGCACGCUCACAUGAAUGCAGACAUGCACACACCCACACACUUAACUGUAUGGAGAAAAUUAUGAGUCCAUGUAUGGUGCUACAUUAAAAUGUUCUCACUUG
Clupea harengus (Atlantic herring) is the source of this 3960-nucleotide messenger RNA. RefSeq names its product ubiquitin protein ligase E3A (gene ube3a). The record is from RefSeq and is a predicted model, not a curated record. Gene Ontology annotation, biological process: protein polyubiquitination. Gene Ontology annotation, molecular function: ubiquitin protein ligase activity. Lineage: Eukaryota; Metazoa; Chordata; Actinopteri; Clupeiformes; Clupeidae.